AUGGGUAAAGCAGAGGGGCGAGAUAGAGAGCUCCAUGGACAUGUGACAGCAAUCACUGUUGCUCCAGAAUACCGUCGUUUGGGUCUAGCUGAUGCGAUGAUGGAACUUCUCGAGAAUGUGUCUGACAAUGUAUACAAAGGCUAUUUUGUUGAUUUAUUUGUACGCGUGUCAAACACAGUUGCCAUUGGAAUGUACCAGAAGUUUGGUUAUAGUGUUUAUCGCCGUGUUAUUGGAUACUAUUCUUCAAAUGACGAAGAAGAAGAUGCGUACGAUAUGAGAAAACCUUUAUCGAAUGAUCCGGAAAGAUUAAGCGUAGUGGAAAACGGUGAAUCUAUUUUUGUAAAACCUGAAGAUUUGACUUGA
This is a messenger RNA of Paraglomus occultum, 363 nucleotides long. Lineage: Eukaryota; Fungi; Glomeromycota; Glomeromycetes; Paraglomerales; Paraglomeraceae. The record is from the annotation of a GenBank genome assembly.